AUGUCGAUGCAAAAAGAAGAUGAAGAUAUGAAAAAGUGAGUCAUUCAUAUGACUUUUCGUUAAUUUUCACCUUAUUGUGCAGAGUGAGAGUGAGGCUCGUUCAUGCGGAAAUGGAGUUGGAACUGGCAAGAGAUCAACUGAAAGCGGAGAUGGAGAAGAACCUCGAACUGAGCCGAAAAAUUGAGGAACUUUCGAAGCGGCUCACAGGCAAAGAGGACGAACUUGCUCGAGCCAAUGCGAAAAUCGUCGAAACUCGUGUGAAUUAUCAGAAGCUCGAGCAGCGGAAUAUUCGUCGUCAAGAAGAGCUGAAGAACGCCGUCGAGAGCUUGUGCAGAGAAAAAGCAGCGCAUCAGAACACGUUAAACACGUUUCAAAACGUGCUUGAAGAUAUAGAGAAAGAGAAGAAGGAGUAUGAGAAAAAGUACAUCGCAUUAGAGGUGAGCAUGAAAGCAAUGAUUUUGAAAAAAAAUUACAAAAAUCGAGCGGUUUCAGAAAAAUUUUGAAGAAAUUGUCGACACAGAAAAAGUCAAAAAAGAGAAAUUGGCGGAAGUGGAUAAGCUGAACGAGACGAUUAAAAACUUGAAGAGCGAGAUUAAUGCGGUAAUUGACUUUUUCAUGCACAAUUUAUGUACAUUUUGUUCGUAGGUGGCAGCAGUGGGUAGGAGAUCGGUCAUCCGCGAGCGACUCUCCUAUCAUUUACGCAUUCGGAUCACGAUAAACUUCUUCAACAAGUAAGAUCUUUAUUUUAUUCCCAUUUUAUGUUUCGAUGCUUCAGGAAGCCGGAGGUCGGCGUGCAACUGAUGAGAGAAUGGGGAAUUGUCAAUGGUCCCCAUUCAAUUGCAAAUCUGCUUUUCGACCGGGACGAUUUCUGCAAAAGCCAAGUCGGAGAGUACAUCGGAACUCUCCGCUCGGAUUUUCACAUACGGAUUUUAGAGUAUGAAGUUUUUACCUCAACUUUUAUAACUCAAAUACUUUAUUCUUAGACAUUUCCUCGCAAAGAUCGACCUCAAAGAUCUGGAGAUAGACAUGGCGUUCCGGAAGAUGUUGAAGUAUAUUUCUCUUCCAAGAGAGCCGGAAAAGGUUGACAAGAUUGUCGAAAAGUUUGCUAUGCAUUAUGCCAAUUCGAAUCCUGAAAUAACAUUGCGAUUCCGAGGCGGCUGGGAUACCAUUCAUGUCAUCAGUUUUUCUGUUGUCAUGCUUCAGACAGAUCUGUACAACGUGAACAUUAAACGUCGGAUGACUGUGGAAGACUAUGUACGCAAUUUGAGAGGGGCAGAUAAAGUGAAUAAAGACGAGGAAAACGGCAUAAACAUCGAUCGAUCGAUGUUGGAAGGAAUUUACGGUCGGAUGAAAGAACGGGAAUUCGAAGAAGGAUUCGAUCAUGUGGCCGAGGUGAAACUGAUCGAGAACUCUCUUGUCGGCGAGAAUAAACCGGUAAGCCUGAUUAUUGUGAUCAUUAUUCAAACAAAUUGAUUUCAGAAUUUAACAGAUAUUCCUCGUCGUCUAGUACACUUCUUCCGCAUGAAAUAUGUCAGUAAUCCCAAAGACUUGUUCGCUCACAAAAAGUGCAUAUUUCUGCUGAAUGACAUGAUUAUAAUUGCAAAAGGAGUCACUCAUGGAACCAUACAAAUCACUGGGACCACUUAUGUGUAUGAGCAGCAUGGCUUUCUUCUCGGAGCAGAACUUGUCGAGUUUCGGGAAAAAAAAUUGAAGUUCGGGAUAAUGAUCACAUGCGCCGACAAUAAGACGAUUCAUCUGAACGCAGCAAAUGAGGAAGAACGAGUCGCAUUCAUGAAGAACACGAGAGAAAUUAUACUUGAGGCGACUGUGAUGGAGGCAGUUCGGUAUGAACUUGAAAUGGAGAAGAAGAUGAAAGGACUGGACAAGACUUUCGAUGCGAUCCACACAGAAAAGAAAAUCCCAUCGGAUGAAAGCGGUUCCACCGACAUGAACAAUUCCAUGAACUUUUUUGUAAGAGUUUUUUCAUUUCACUUACAAUCAGAAAUGUUUUUUUUUUCAGAAUGAAACCUACAAUAGGUCUGUCGUCAAUUCACCUGUGUCCCCCCUUGUCAUCAUCGAUUCGCCAGUCACUGAAGAAGAGUGUCUGACAGAUACAACUCCGAAACCAAUUGUUUUUCCGGUUCAAUUUGAUGAGAACAUUUAAAAGUAGUAACAUGUUAAAAUAUUUUUUACGUCCUUGUACGGGACUAGAAAACUCAACGCCUCCGCCUCUUCCAUAUGAUUUUAUUGUUUCUAAACGUCUUCAUAAACUGCCGCAUUUGUUUAAUCUUCAGAAAGGUUGAUAAAUGAAUAAAUAAAUGAAGAUAUAUGUAUGUAUAAUUGAACGAUAACGACAUAAUCAUUCUCACUGUGGUCGCCAUUGUUGUUGGUUGCUUGCGUUUGCAAAUGAGGCUGGCUCAGAAAAUGAUGGGUACAUUUGAAAUUGAUCAUCAUCUUGGGGUGGAUAGUAAGUCUGAUUGUGAGCCGGGAGAUCGUUCUGAUGUUGAAUUUCGUUCACAAUGCUUUGUUGUUGAUGAUGACUCCAGUUCGUCUGAGAAUUAAUUCGAUUCGUUACAUGCUCGUCUCUCCAAUUCCAUUCGUGUUCCAGGCCGGUGGAUUGAGAUGACUGUGGCUCACAGGCCUGAUCAUUUGUCGAACCGGGUUCGUUUCUCCAGAACCGUUGGCCGGAAGGUAUUGUUGAGAGGUCAGAAAACUUUGCGGGCUCAGGUGUACGGCUAUUGAGAGCGGGCUGUCGUUCGGAAUGUACCCAGGACCGAUAUGGAAAUGCUGAAAGUUAAAUUAGAUUUAAACCAAAAACAUUAACAUAACUUACAGUCACGUGCAAACUCGAUUGUGUUCGUUUGAGACUCCAGUCGACAGUUAUUGUCGAGCGAUGCAGUUGAGAUCGUAGCAGGAGUGACGUGCCUCACUCGAACUUCAUCAAUCGAUUGAGAAGUCAUCGGAAGAUUGAAAUUAUGUUUCCCUGAUCGGUUAGAAUAUUCAGACACGGAUUUGGGUGCUCCCGGGUUCACAACUAAAGACAUUUGCAACUGUGCGGAUUCGUAUUUGGCCAGAUUAGUUUUCAUUCUGUCGAUUUUCUCCCUGGCAUAAAUCAUGAAUCUAUAAGCCUCCUUCAAAAUUUUCUCCUGAAACGUGAUAAAAUUUGUGAUAUUUUUCAGUGUGCCAGUUUGUACCUGACUAGGAUGCGGCCUUCUAAAAUUUCCAAAGCCGGGCGGCAAUGCCUCCUUCAUAUUUUGCACGAUUUUUGCUAUCUGCAACCAAAUACGCUUAGAGAUAGCCGGAAAUAACAGAACGCUUACAUUUACUCUUCGAAUCCGGUCUUGUAAAACUUUCUCUUCUCGGUUUUCCACUUGUCUCCUUGCUGGCGGCAUUUCGAUGAGUUUUCUGAAACCCUCUUGCUUUGAAUAAAAAUAAUAUGCAUAAAAUAAGAAAAGAAACAAAGACAACGGUCUCUCCCCUCUGAACGAAGAUCUCCGAAUACCUAAUACAGAAAGAGCGGUCCGCUUUUUUGGGGGCCAUCGAAAAUAACGUCAUCUGUUCUUUCGGGGCCCACCCCAACAGCGACUCUCAGAAAACCGACGAGGCCCGGCUUGGUUACACUUCAGCACCAAUGGACUUUGCAAAACAAGAAAACGAGACGUCGCCAGAACAGGAGCCGGUCUAAACAACGGUGCAGGUGCCUACCGAUAAAACAGUUUCUAAUUUGUACUUCCAGAACUUAUAUUCAAUGGGAAAAAUUCAAAUGAUUGUUCUUCCAUUCAUCUCCUUUCAUUUUUCUACAUUCUUGCUGAUGCUCUCGGAUUACCUCCAUCCAAAGAUGCAGUCUCGCUCUGAUCUUCGAAUCUCAGUACCUGUCAACAUAUUGCUUGGUUUGAUGGUUUCAUUAUGUUUGCCAAUGUCCACUCGAGUCUUCUUUUUGGGUCGGUCGCACUUUUCCUUUGGCGGGGUAGGACAUCCCGGGAGGAUCAAAACCAAGAUGAAAAUAACACCACGUACGUAUGUGGGAAGCACGAAAACUAUCAAGUCUCACCAGUGGAAGCGUCGAGCUUUUCGAAGAAUCUUAGAAGAAAAAAUAAAAGAAAUGUCAGUUUCUAUUCCCAGAUAAGCGGUUUCUUUUAGUGUUAUCAAGUCAGCUAUUGGUAGUUCAUUUGCUAAGACAAUUUUCCGGUCUAAGCACUUAGUUUUUAUUUUUGUAGCCCUUCACAAAGUGCAUUUGAGAAAAUUGGAGUUCCAGAGUGGAGUGAACCAGAAGAAGAAAGGGAUCGCUUGCUGGGAUCCUCCAAAAAAAAAUAAAAGCGAAUGAAAUUCCAAUCAAAGUCUUCAGGUGGUCGAUUUGGAUGAGCUACCUGAAAGUGUCGAGUUUUCUUUAGUUUUGUCCAACUCUUCCGAUGACACUUUUCCAAACUUUCUCGCACCGUGGCUCGUGAAGUUUUUCGAGUUCGGACAUGAAAUCUAAAAAAUAACGUUCGUUCUUCCAGAUGUGUUUCUCUUAAAAUUUCAUUUUUGGUUCAGAUUUGCUGAGAUUGGCAUUUUUGGUUCAGAUUUUGCUGAUUUUUGGUUCAGAUUGGCCGCACACCCUACGCGUGCAGUUGCACCUGACGUCAUCAGCAGGGACUCGGACGACGAAGGAAAUCGAAGAACGCAUUCGCUCACAGAUCGGGAGGGUCACCGAAGAGACCAUUCGGCCAUGUCAUUCUUUCAUUCGCUGUCGGGUGGUCCGGUUCUUGAUCUUCUCCCGUCUUCCCUGUUUCACCGUCGUUUUUCUAUUUGCCAAAAGUUUUACAGAUUGGAUUCGUCCUGGGAAGCUAUGGAAAGCGCCAACAAAAAAGCGCCAAUAAUGACUACUGAACAAGAAGAAUACGUGCCGGCCAAGGUAAAAAACCACCACCUAUUCAAAGUAUGCAUCUUGAUAAUUUUCAGCUUACUCUGGAACUGGACAAGUUACAUGAAGCCGUCAGACCGUUUUUCAAUGUGAAAUACACGCGAGGGGAAGCGAUCAGUAUGGCGGUGAAAAUUAUCAACCGAUACAAAGAGACGACGAUGGAGAUUGAGCGGAACCCGUCGGAACAAUGGCCGGCGACAUCGGAGCCCCCUAGUGUUGAUGAGUGUAGUCAGGAGAAUCGGUCUUCGAGCGCACAUGACAUUCCGAUUGAUUCAAAUGACAUCGUGCCAACUCCAACUCCAUCCUGGGAAUCGUCGCCUGCCCAAUUCGUGGAAAGAAUCGCUACUCGGUCCCCGCCUAUUGAGCAGUUCAGUGUGAAGUCUGUCGCUGAGCACCAGGAUGUCAAACUCGGCAUUUCUAUUCUUAGUGAGAAAAAACCGGAACAGAAUGUCUAUAAAGGGAAACUGAACAUUACAGAUUCUGAAGCCUCAAUCUGCUUGAAGGAACCAAAAGUGAAGCCGCUGGAGCCGCUUGCAGAGCUGAUAAUUGAGCCAAUAGAAGAACUUCCUAGACUGGCGUUCCCCUUCGGAUUGCCCAUGUUGUUGUUCGGAUGUGAAUAUUCCCUGGUGGCUGCUCCAUUUAGCGUGUACGGUUAUGGCAUCGGAUCCGGAUAUCAACAACCACCUACUCGAGGAAGUACGCCCACUCAACAACUGAACCUUUUUGACCAACUUCUGCGGCACGUACCUUACCCCGUCUUCACCCCGAUGCUUUUUGCAUCACCAAUGGCAUUUCUGAACACGCAGAAAAAGAAACGCGACCAGGAGAACAAGAAGUAA
Caenorhabditis sp. 36 PRJEB53466 is the source of this 5742-nucleotide messenger RNA. The record is from the annotation of a GenBank genome assembly. Lineage: Eukaryota; Metazoa; Nematoda; Chromadorea; Rhabditida; Rhabditidae.